Messenger RNA from Linum trigynum, 327 nucleotides. Lineage: Eukaryota; Viridiplantae; Streptophyta; Magnoliopsida; Malpighiales; Linaceae. The record is from the annotation of a GenBank genome assembly.
AUGGGCCAAAGCCCAAUUGCAUUGCCCACAGCCUACCACAGCCCUAGAUGCGUGCCUGCGUGCUUUCCCAUCCUCCCGCUGUCCAGCAAUUCGGCUGCUGCGUGCGCCGUGCUUCACCAUCGCAACUCGCUCGAGCCUCGAAGUGAGAAAGGAGAAGGAGAAGAAAAACGGAAAGGAGAACCCCAAUCGUUAACUUUGCAGGCUAGCAUGGAGCUUCGUCUCGCCGACUUUGCAGCCCCAACCCCAAUCGUCGCCUCGCGCCCUCGCCUCCCCGUCUCCGAUUAUCCAUCAUCCGCCCCACCGCCGACUUUGGAGCUUCGUCGUUGA